Molecule: messenger RNA, 822 nt
Organism: Schizosaccharomyces japonicus yFS275
Lineage: Eukaryota; Fungi; Ascomycota; Schizosaccharomycetes; Schizosaccharomycetales; Schizosaccharomycetaceae
Product: structure-specific endonuclease catalytic subunit
Exons: 1
Coding region: 1-822 (273 amino acids)
Biological process (GO): double-strand break repair via homologous recombination; DNA repair; maintenance of rDNA
Cellular component (GO): Slx1-Slx4 complex; rDNA protrusion; nucleus
Molecular function (GO): double-stranded DNA endonuclease activity; DNA endonuclease activity; crossover junction DNA endonuclease activity
Source: RefSeq, a predicted model, not a curated record
AUGUUCUACUGCUGCUACUUGCUGGUCUCGGAAAAGGCAGCAUCUCGCUCUGUGUAUAUUGGGUCGACGCCAGACCCGGCGAGGAGACUGCGUCAGCACAACGGUGAAAUCAAGGGCGGUGCGUACAAAACAAAACGAAGCCGACCAUGGAAAGUCGCCUGCUUCGUUCACGGCUUCCCUACAAAAAUCGCCGCCUUGCAAUUUGAAUGGGUCUGGCAGCAUCCACAAAGCACUCGUCACGACGACCUCCGACAGCACAGCCGGGUGGUGAGCGUCAAGCGACAAACACUGUUGUCGUGUGUCCGGGCGCUGGGUGUCAUGCUGUGUUGCGAAGCCUGGUCGCGUUGGGGCCUUCGGGUUGCCAUCUUUGACGAUGCUGUGCACCGUCUUUGGUUGAAGGAGCGGCUACCGAGCAACUGCAUCCAGCUUUGUUCGUUCGACGAUGUUGAAUCGCUUCGUUUGGCUGAUUACGGAGGUGAUGCCGGUUGGCUCGACACUCAACGAAAAAAACGGGCUCAAUUGUCCGUCCAGGCUCAGUGUUCUAUUUGCGUCAGGGCAAUUUUACUCCCUUGCUUCUUUCUGUGUUGCCCGUUUCCUGACUGCCGAAUGAUAGCUCAUUCCACCUGUCUGGCAGCCUCCUUUCUGCAAGAGGCCCAGGACGAUGAACACAUUCUGCCCAUUUCUGGAACCUGCGCUCGCUGCAAGAGAUUGCUUUCCUGGAAACUGCUUGUGCAGGCAUCCCUCUCUCCUAGUGAUGAGGACAACGGGGCGGUCGGUGACACGGGAGAAAGCGACGACAAUAAUGAAAGAGAAAGCAGUUGA